Fusarium proliferatum ET1 is the source of this 1149-nucleotide messenger RNA. RefSeq lists its product as uncharacterized. NCBI's taxonomy places the organism in Eukaryota, Fungi, Ascomycota, Sordariomycetes, Hypocreales, Nectriaceae. Bases 1 to 1149 code for a protein of 382 amino acids. The record is from RefSeq and is a predicted model, not a curated record. Gene Ontology annotation, biological process: regulation of transcription by RNA polymerase II. Gene Ontology annotation, cellular component: nucleus. Gene Ontology annotation, molecular function: RNA polymerase II cis-regulatory region sequence-specific DNA binding; DNA-binding transcription factor activity, RNA polymerase II-specific. The transcript has 2 exons.
AUGAAUCUUCCAAACCCCAAACUCACACCCGUACCCCUAGAUCUCAACAACGGAACUAAUACCGAAACUUCCAAAACCGCCUACGAAAUUGUUCCAUGUGGCGAGGACUCACUAGAUCAAGCGCCGCGGCGGGAAAGGACCGCAGACGACAACCUCAUGGACUGCUUUUUGCUCCGAAGCCUGAGUGCAGACACUCUGCGCGCUGCUUCUACUACGAAGACACCCUUAUCUCUCGCGGCAUCGGUUCGAAACGCGACAUCUGAUAGUUCAAUAACGAAUGUGCAGCUUUCCGUUCGCGAUGUGUCCACAAUCCGCGGUAUGUUUGCGCCGAGGUAUAGAUACGACAAUAGAGGAAGCCUAUCACUGCCUUCUUCUGACAAACUCUUCCAUAAGGUUGAUACAACCGCAGACACGUCUGAAAACACCCCUCCAUCACAGUCUCUCCCAUCUUUUCGUUCAACAUUCGGAGAGUUUGACAAGCUGUUCCUGACGCGUCUGUCUGAUCAAGAUCCGCAUCAUUCACCACUGGGUGAUUAUAGAACACUUCCCACACUCUCCCCACACACAGCGACAUGUGCAAGUACACCCUCCUAUCCAGUAAACACUAGUUAUCCUAGUGAUCCGACAGAACAUAGUAGCAGCAAUGCUGGUGAGACUCCGAGUACCAAUUAUUCCAUUUCUACACCUGAAAGAUCGGCUUCAAUCAGCUCAAGCUCAAUUCCUGACCAUACGAGCAAUGAUGGAGUCGGGAAUCCGCAGCCUCUUUCCGGCUCAUAUACGUGCACGGUUACUGGAUGCAAUACAGCGCCUUUCCAGACUCAGUAUCUCCUCAACUCUCACAUGAAUUUACAAUCAUCUAUACGGCCACACUAUUGUCCAGUCAAAGGCUGUCCAAAAAGUGAAGGGGGCAAGGGCUUCAAAAGAAUGAAUGAACUGAUAAGACAUGGACUGGUUCACGACUCCCCACUCUACGUCUGCCCCUUUUGCCCGGAUAGGAAACACAAAUAUCCACGCCCAGAUAAUCUUCAGCGACACGUCCGUGCUCAUCAUAUAGACAAAGACAAGGACGACCCGCAACUGAGAGAUGUUCUUGCUCAGAGACCAAAUGGACCUAACCGUGGUCGAAGAAGACGCGGCCCGCCGGCGUAA